AUGUCGCGAGCUCCUAUAACACAUUUAAAUUUAACAGCCACCUACACGCUGUUGCUCAAGGACAUCAACUUCCUAAAAGCAAAUCUGGCCGAUGUAGUGAACGAAUUGGAGGAAUCAAACAACACCAUCGGUGAGUUGCGAGCCCAACUGGAGCCAUUAAGUAGCGCCGCUUGGACAAAGGGUUUCAACACGGUGGAGAGGAAGAAGAGGAAGCAGAUAUGUGAAUGUUAUCUGUACGGUGUCGCCCCGAUCGGGCCGAAUAACCUGCUGCGUCCAGAGAAACCUGUGACGCUCCUGUAUGUGUCCCGCUUGCAUUACACCAAGAAGGCGGAGGGGAUCGCAGAAUACUUGCGUACGAAGACCAAUUUCUCCCAGAGAAUCGCGCGUUUAGAGUCUCGCCACGACGUGAAUUUUAAUUCAUUUGUGAAAGGUUUGAGCCGUCCCGCUGUCCCUUUACGGCGAUGGGUUAUGGCGCAAUCCCACGCCCCACGGGACAGCGCGCUCUCGCGGCCGAAACCGUGUUAUAGGGCCACAACUUUAUUAUAUGACGGCGACCCGCCCUGUCGUAAAGAGACGAACUAG
Molecule: messenger RNA, 582 nt
Organism: Chilo suppressalis (striped riceborer)
Lineage: Eukaryota; Metazoa; Arthropoda; Insecta; Lepidoptera; Crambidae
Source: the annotation of a GenBank genome assembly